AUGCGAACCGCGUUGCUGUUCCUCCCCGCGAUUGCGUUUGCUGCGCCGGACUUUACUUCCCCGUUCCAACCCGCCCAGCUACAGCAGUCGCCCGCGCAAAGUAACGACACGCUCGUCGACGAUGCCGCAUUGGACCUGCUGAAGCGCCAAACUGGCUCCAACGAAUGCGCUUCGGGCUACCGGGCCUGCACAAACAUCAACCAGCCAGGCCUAUGCUGCAGGACUACUGAGGUCUGCUCCAUCGACGGCGCGGGCCACCCAGCGUGCUGCCCGAACGGCAGUGCCUGCACCGGCACCAUCGCGCCCAUCACCCAAGGAACCUCGCCCACGAGCACCGGCACCCAGACUACCACGCCUACCGGAGCCACAACAACAAUCACGGUGACGCCAGGCACGAGCACCGACUUCGUCCAAGGCUCCGCAGGCGCAACAAGCUGGGUACCAAACACCUUCUUCCCCUUCGCCUACCUCCCCACGACUUACAGAUCCGCAGCCGCCUGCUCAUCCGCUUAUUCGCGCUGCCAGUCGGAUGCUGCGCGCUGCACGGCUGCUCUAGCCGGUGGCCAGAACUUUGGCGUCACCGUCUCUGCGCCUAAUGGCGGCGUCACCAUCACAGCUGUGCCGAGCGUGGGAACUGCCGCUGCGAAUUCCAUCUGCAGCAGUCUGAGCCAGGCUGCGUGCUCGGGCGACUGGAAUGUCCAGGCCUGUUCGACAUACGGGCCAGGAGAUGGUAGCAGCGCAGGCAGGUGCGGUGUAGGGAGGUAUGGUGUAGGAGCUGGUGUAGCGCUGGGAGUGGUUGGCGGUAUGCUAAGGUGA
Messenger RNA from Paraphaeosphaeria sporulosa, 816 nucleotides. RefSeq lists its product as uncharacterized. The transcript has a single exon. The record is from RefSeq and is a predicted model, not a curated record. The coding region runs from base 1 to 816 and encodes 271 amino acids. Lineage: Eukaryota; Fungi; Ascomycota; Dothideomycetes; Pleosporales; Didymosphaeriaceae.